AUGCCCAAGCGUGUGGGCAGCCAGGAUUCGCAUUCUUCUUCGCUUCCUUCGCUCUCGGAUCACGACUCGAUCAGCUCAGCCGCUUCCACCCACUCGACCUCUUCUACCAACUCUGGCUACUGGGCCCAUCCACCGCCCCAUACCCACUCAAUUGCUAUCGGCUUCCGUCCCCGCCCUGUCAACCUCAACGCCAACGCCAACGAUACAAAAGGGAUAAUGACUUCACAAGCUCCUCCUCUUGACCAGCACAGCGCCUCUCUUUCCUCGUCCUCGUCAUCUGGACCGCAGCGAUCUUCCACGAUCAAAGCAUCCAGUCAGCCAGCAUCCAGCACACUCCCCAGCAAUCACAGCAGCAUCAUCACCGCCCCUUCUCGAUCAAAGCUAGCUUCCCUGAACGCCAAAUUUGACCCCACCGAAGCAUCGACAUUGGCUUUACUCGACACAUCAUCCACCUCGCCGCCUCUUCUUCAUCCGCUUGUCUUUCCCAGCUCGACUGGCAGCACCAGCACCAGCACCAGCAACAGCAACAGCAACAGCAACGGCACCAGCAACAGCAACAGCAACAGCAGCAAGUACUCUACGGACAAGUCAGCACGGGCCUCUUUGGAUAGGAGAUUGCAAGACACAUACCUUGUUCUCGAUGAAGCAGCACCGCGACUCUCCAUGUCUUCCACUGGCAGUGGCUCCACUUGCGAGCUCGCCACCCCAGAAAACGCUCACCAAUCUUGGCCAUACGACCAUGUCGACCGCUCUCCAUUCUCAGCUCUCCAUUCAUCCUCUCCAUCGUCGUUGACACAGACACCGGACAAUCGCAAGGAUGCAUACUCGGCCAACCUGCAUAUGCACAACGAUGAGAUUAACCUGCGACCACCAUCUAGAGAAACAGAUGCCAGAUCUGUUAGCCUUGACAAGCUCGCCAUCCAGCGACCUGCCAAACUCGAGCGUCUCUCGUCUGCAGCUACCAAUGCUACAGCCAAGAACUCGGUCGGCUUUGACGAGUCGCCUCAGACCGCUACCCAGUCGCCGCGCUCCUUCCAGGCACCUGAUCUCGCAUCGCUUCGCAUCUCUUCGGGUGCUGCUGAUCCCAUCGCCUCGUACGACUCUUCUAGUCAGAUGUCCAAGUCGCCCAGCUUGAGUGCCCAUUUCCCCAGCCGUACUGGCAUGACUAGCCCAGACUCAUGGCGCUCCCUCUUGCCCGAGCACGAUCCAUACUUUGCAUCCGAAGGUCAACUGUCCGCAUCGCAACACGAGCGAUCUUCAUCUCCUCAAUGCUUGCAUCCAUCCAGUGGCGCUGCUUUCGAUAUUGACGCCUGUGUUGCCGCCAAGACAUCACCACGUGCUCCUAUCAACGAUCGCAUGUCUGCUUCCUCCUUUGACACGGCACGCACUUCGUUCAGCAGUGCCAUCAGUGGCUACUCGACCAUGUCCAUGUCUGUCGUCGUUGGUCCCAGCAAGCCUUGGAUGCAGUCGCAGGAUUCGGCUAGGUCGGACAGCUGGCGAAGCUUGUUGCCUGACGACGAUCGCUACCACGCUUCUCGACAUACUUGCACCGCUGCUCACCACCAUCAGCGAGAAGGCCUGCAAGCAUCACCAAGCUUGGCAUCGCCUUCACUCUCUGACUACUUGGACUCACCCGUCUCAUUCGAUGGCCACAAUCAUCGUUCGGCUUUCUUUGCAUUGCAAGCACCUCGAGCUACUGGCAUCACCUCUGCCAGCCAUCUAGAGUCGGCUGCUCGUCGUCACUCUAGCUUUUCGAGUAUCGACCCCAGCAACUCGUCUCAGUACGCGGCCACACGCAGUAUGCUCGCUUCCAUGAAGGACAACCUUGGAUCGUUCGGAUCAUCUAGCAUCUCUGCUUCCGAGAGCUUUGCAACCAGGGCUGCCGGUGACCUCUUGUCACUAAGCGCUACUCACUCGCUCGAUGCACCCAACAUGACUCCAGCACUCUCCAACUCGACCGAGGACGAUGACUCUGGGGAGAGGGAUAGCUGGCCUACCAGUCGAGGUGGUCGUUUUAGCUCGCCUGUCUCUUCGGGUCCCAUGACUCCCGAGGUCAGCCAAACAUGGCACUCCAAGUCUUCCUUGGCUCAACAGGCUGGUGGGAUUGCACGCGUCGACAGUCCUUCUCAUGCUUCACAGACGUCGGACAGCUUUGUCAAGACGACCCCGGAUGGAUUGUUGGCUACCACUACUACCACGACUUGCAAGACUACCACCAGCACCACAACCACCAGCACCACAACCACCAGCACCAGCACCACAACGCAGCUCCUGCCUGAAGCUGCUGCGGCAUCCAAGGCCAAGUCCGAAGUUGGGUUCGAAAAGGAGGCUGGUAUGCAUUCCACCCAGGAGGAUGGCGAGGAUGCUUACGAGGAUGUUGAGGGGAUGCAGAGUCAGCCAAUGAAGGCGCGCACCUCUUCCUGCAGUAUUUCCACACCCAUCAGCCCACCCUCUCUGCCAUUCUUGGAACGUCGACCUGCCCCACCCGAGACGGAUCUGGUCAUCGAAACGGAACGUACCAAGUAUAUCCUCAUCACCCGUCUGCCAGGUUUCUCGCUCGACUGCAUAACCCUCGCGACCAAACAGCAUAGCCAGCAUCGCACUCUCCACAUUGUCGCUGACAAAUGGGACACGGAAAGUGGGGGCCAUUUCGAACGUCGCAUCACCUUCCCAGAUAAAGAAUGCGAUCUGAAGAAUGUCAAGGCCGAGUUCGAUGGCAAUACGCUCAGGGUGUACGUGCCUCGUAACAGGUCGACUCCUAACAGAUUCAGCUCUGCUAGUAGUGCCACUUUCUAA
Ustilago hordei is the source of this 2796-nucleotide messenger RNA. RefSeq lists its product as uncharacterized. The transcript has a single exon. NCBI's taxonomy places the organism in Eukaryota, Fungi, Basidiomycota, Ustilaginomycetes, Ustilaginales, Ustilaginaceae. The record is from RefSeq and is a predicted model, not a curated record. Bases 1 to 2796 code for a protein of 931 amino acids.